CGUGCGGUUGUGGCUUAUUCCCCGGAAGAAUACCAGAACACUUCUCAGAAAUCGGAAUCGAAAGAUGUGGUGUUAAACGCUGGUGCGUGGCUGCUGGGAAAAGGAAAACUGAACGGAAAACUGUGUCAUCGAGCCAGUCGGCACAGAAUUGGCACGGUUCCCAUUAUGAUUGUUAUAUAAAAAUCCAUUAGCCCCGACCAGCGACCCAUUUGCAAGCGACCCCGAAACUUGUUCGCCUAUCAAGGACACAGAUCUCUUUUCCGCCGAGCAGCUCCCCGAGAGCUCCGUGAGUCACCCAGACAGGCCCAUAAACAGCACCGACUUCUAGUAAAAGUGGAGCAGCAAUAAUAGGAAACGUAAGAAGAAAACGGCAGCGCAGAGCCAGCUUAAAAGUGAAUAAGAAACUGUCAUGCUUUCAUUGGCAACAAAAGCGUUAUAGCCCAUUCUGAUGAGUGUUUCAGUUUGAGUGUCAUCCUCCUCGGGAGAAGCAAAGUGCGAAUAGUGACGAAUCGAACGCCAAGAUGCAGUUGCUAUUGUGGCUGUGCCUGUUCCUCCUCCUGCUCAUCUGCCAGUCUAGUCCCAGCCAAGCCAAUAUUCUGAACACCCUGCUUGGGGUGCCCGCGGAAUGCGUCCACCAGAGCGGCCUGUGGCCCUGCAAGCUGAGCUUCUCCUGCUGGCUCCAAGGCGGCAAGCACGCGAAGGGAUGUGGCAGCAACAAGUGGCUCUUCAGUUGCUGCGUCGCCGAGACCCAGCAUCCGCACCAGCAGCAGCACCACUCACCCUCAUCGCCGCUGGCCAACCUGGUGGACUAUGGGAAGCUGAAGCUGAACCUCAACAGCCUGCCCAAGCGGAUCAUGCUGCGCAGACGUGACGACAACGAGCUGCUCAAUCCCAAGCCCGAGUGUGGACUGCCGCGGACGGCGCAGAACACGCUUCAGAAGCGCAUUAUUGGCGGUCGACCGGCACAGUUUGCGGAGUAUCCGUGGCAGGCGCACAUCCGCAUCGCGGAGUACCAAUGCGGUGGAGUGCUCAUCUCGGCUAACAUGGUGGCCACGGCCGCCCACUGCAUCCAGCAGGCCCACCUGGCGGACAUCACCGUGUACCUGGGGGAGCUGGACACGCAGGAUCUGGGUCACAUACACGAACCGCUGCCCGUGGAGAAGCACGGAGUGCUGCAGAAGAUCAUCCAUCCGCGCUUCAACUUCCGCAUGACCCAACCGGAUAGGUAUGACUUGGCCCUGUUGAAGCUGGCCCAGCCGACGGCCUUCACGGAGCACAUCCUGCCCAUCUGCCUGCCGCAGUAUCCGAUCCGGCUGAUUGGGCGCAAGGGUCUUAUUGCCGGAUGGGGCAAGACGGAGGCGCAUAUGGGCCACGCGGGCACCAACAUGCUGCAAGUCGCCAGUGUUCCCAUCAUAACCACACUGGACUGCAUUCGCUGGCACGAAAGCAAGCAAAUAAAUGUCGAGAUCAAGGCCGAGAUGUUCUGCGCCGGACACUCCGAUGGCCAUAUGGAUGCCUGCUUGGGUGACUCCGGAGGUCCGCUGGUGAUCAAGGAGCGCGGUCGCUUUGUGCUUGUGGGCAUAACCAGUGCAGGAUUCGGUUGCGGAGUAGAUCAUCAGCCAGAAGACUGUGAGGUGGAUACAGGAAGUGGUGGCCCGCAACGAGUUAUAGCUGCAUACGACCCUGGAAAUCCCAUCCGAACCUUUGGCAAUGCAACACAUCUCAUUAGUUUACGGCUCGUAGCAUUAGGCAAUGGCAACGUGCAAUCCGUCGCCAGAGACGCAUUAUUUAUUAGAUUUAAUAAACAAAACAAUUAGCCUAU
Messenger RNA from Drosophila sechellia, 1822 nucleotides. Its product is annotated as serine proteinase stubble. The record is from RefSeq and is a predicted model, not a curated record. The transcript has 6 exons. Bases 522 to 1817 code for a protein of 431 amino acids. Gene Ontology annotation, biological process: proteolysis. Gene Ontology annotation, molecular function: serine-type endopeptidase activity. Lineage: Eukaryota; Metazoa; Arthropoda; Insecta; Diptera; Drosophilidae.